Molecule: messenger RNA, 1176 nt
Organism: Spirodela intermedia
Lineage: Eukaryota; Viridiplantae; Streptophyta; Magnoliopsida; Alismatales; Araceae
Source: the annotation of a GenBank genome assembly
AUGGAGGCGGGGCCGCCAUCGAAGGCGGUGGCACCACCAGCCCUGUUGGGGAAGUACGAGCUUGGCCGUCUCCUCGGCCGGGGCACCUUCGCCAAGGUCUACUACGCCCAGGCCGUCGACGGCGGCGGUGCCGCUGUGGCGGUGAAGGUGAUCGAGAAGGCCUCCGUCGCCGCCUCCAUGCAGCACCGCGUCCUCCGGGAGAUCUCCGCCAUGAGCCGCCUACAACACCACCCCAACGUCCUCCGUCUCCACGAGGUCAUGGCCACCCGCAGCAAGAUCUUCCUCGUCAUGGAGCUCGCCGCCGGUGGCGACCUCCUCUCCGUUGUCUCUCGUCGCGGUCGCCUGCCGGAGGCCGCCGCUCACCACUACUUCCGGCAGCUCGUCUCCGCCCUUCGCUUCUGCCACGCGCGGGGUGUCGCCCACAGGGACCUCAAGCUGGCGAAUCUCCUCAUCGACGGCGCCGGCUACCUCAAGGUCUCCGACUUCGGCCUGUCCUCCCUGGCGGAGCAGCGGCACGGCGGCGACGGGCUCCUCCGCACGGCGUGUGGCUCGCCGUCGUACGCCGCGCCCGAGGUGGUGCAGCGGGGGGGCUACGACGGCGCGCGGGCGGACGCCUGGUCCUGCGGGGUCGUCCUGUACGCCAUGCUCGCCGGCCGCCUCCCCUUCGACGACGGCAACCUCGCCGUGAUGUACCGGAAGAUCUACAACGGCGAGUACCAGUUCCCCGCCUGGUUCUCGCCGGCAGCCAAGCGGGUGAUCUCCGGUCUCCUCGACCCCGAUCCGGAAACCAGGCUCCCCCUCGAUGCCCUCCAGGAGCUCCCCUGGUGCAAGGAGUUCUCCGCGCCCGACUCCGGCGGGGUGGUCUUCUCCGGCGACGGCGGUGCCGCCCCCGCCGCCCCCAUCAACGCGUUCGACAUCAUCUCGCUGUCCUCCGGGCUGAACCUCUCCAGGCUGUUCGAACAAGGGACAACGAAGAGCUUCACCUCCGCCGGCGGCGCCCUCGCGACCAUCCUGGGGAGGAUCGCCGGGGAGGAAGAGCAGUCGGAAUUCGGGAAGGCUCCGCCGGAGGGGGUGGCGGCGGUGCCAGAGCUGAAGCCGCCCGGUGGUGGCUGGAGAGUGUUCGAGGGCUUUCCCUGGAGCGGCCCCCGGGACAUGGUUUCGGGCUGCGCCGGCUGA